Molecule: messenger RNA, 7015 nt
Organism: Zootoca vivipara (common lizard)
Lineage: Eukaryota; Metazoa; Chordata; Lepidosauria; Squamata; Lacertidae
Gene: MTREX
Product: Mtr4 exosome RNA helicase
Biological process (GO): maturation of 5.8S rRNA; RNA catabolic process
Cellular component (GO): nucleus
Molecular function (GO): RNA helicase activity; RNA binding; ATP binding
Source: RefSeq, a predicted model, not a curated record
AGUACCUCGCGUGUGUGUUUGCAGGGGAGUGGGAAAGAUGGCGGACGCCUUUGGGGACGAGCUGUUCAGCGUGUUCGAAGAGGACCCUGCCGCCGCUUCCGGCUCGAAGAAACCGAAGGGGACAGCUGAGGCGACUGCCGCUGCCGCUGCUGUAGGCAAGGCCGGGAAACGAUCAGAUGGCAAAUCUGCAGCACCCUCUAAAUUUCCAACAAAAACUAAACGAGAUGCAGAGGUUGAUAGCACAGACAUUCCAGUUUUUGAAAAGAAGCCAAAGUUGGAAGAUACCACCACGGAAGAUCUCAGUUUGGCAGACCUGAUGCCAAAAAUAAAGGUACAAGCAGUUGAGACUGUUGAAGGUUGUACACAUGAGGUUGCUCUUCCUGCAGAUGAAGAUUUUAUAGCCCUGAAGCCAAGAACUGGGAAAGCUGCAAAGGAAUAUCCAUUCAUUCUCGAUGCUUUUCAAAGAGAAGCUAUUCUGUGUGUGGAUAACAAUCAGUCGGUGCUGGUGUCUGCUCAUACAUCAGCAGGGAAAACUGUGUGUGCAGAGUAUGCCAUCGCUUUGGCUUUAAGGGAAAAACAGCGUGUGAUAUUUACUAGUCCCAUCAAAGCUCUCAGUAACCAAAAAUAUCGUGAGAUGUAUGAAGAAUUUCAAGAUGUUGGUCUGAUGACAGGGGAUGUCACCAUCAAUCCCACAGCAUCUUGUCUUGUAAUGACAACGGAGAUUUUGAGAAGUAUGCUUUACAGAGGUUCUGAGGUUAUGCGUGAAGUUGCUUGGGUUAUAUUUGAUGAAAUCCAUUACAUGAGGGAUUCAGAACGUGGUGUGGUAUGGGAGGAAACCAUCAUUUUACUCCCAGACAAUGUUCACUAUGUGUUCCUUUCUGCCACUAUUCCAAAUGCACGCCAGUUUGCUGAAUGGAUAUGCCAUCUUCACAAACAGCCUUGCCAUGUGAUUUACACAGAUUAUCGACCCACUCCGCUGCAACAUUAUAUCUUCCCAGCAGGGGGAGAUGGACUCCAUCUUGUAGUUGAUGAAAAUGGUGAUUUUAGAGAAGAUAAUUUUAACACGGCCAUGCAAGUCCUUCGAGAUGCAGGUGAUUUAGCUAAAGGGGACCAAAAAGGCAGAAAAGGAGGAACAAAAGGUCCAUCAAAUGUUUUUAAGAUUGUAAAGAUGAUAAUGGAAAGAAACUUUCAACCAGUAAUUAUAUUCAGUUUCAGUAAGAAAGAUUGUGAAGCGUAUGCCCUUCAAAUGACAAAACUGGACUUCAAUACAGAUGAAGAAAAAAGAAUGGUUGAAGAAGUGUUUAAUAAUGCAAUUGACUGUUUGUCUGAUGAAGACAAAAAACUUCCUCAAGUUGAGCAUGUUCUUCCACUUUUGAAGCGAGGCAUUGGAAUCCACCAUGGGGGGUUGCUUCCUAUUCUAAAGGAAACCAUAGAAAUACUUUUCUCUGAAGGAUUGAUCAAGGCCUUAUUUGCAACUGAGACUUUUGCUAUGGGAAUAAACAUGCCAGCAAGAACAGUGCUGUUCACAAGUGCCCGGAAGUUUGAUGGGAAGGAUUUCCGAUGGAUCACCUCAGGCGAAUAUAUUCAGAUGUCUGGUCGUGCCGGACGUCGAGGCAUGGAUGAUAGGGGAAUAGUUAUUCUGAUGGUGGAUGAGAAGAUGAGCCCAACAAUUGGAAAACAACUUCUUAAGGGAUCUGCUGACCCUCUCAACAGUGCUUUCCAUUUGACAUACAACAUGGUAUUAAAUUUGCUGCGUGUGGAAGAAAUUAACCCAGAAUACAUGUUAGAGAAAUCUUUUUACCAAUUCCAACAUUACAGAGCUAUUCCAGGAGUAGUUGAAAAGGUCAAUAAGUUGGAACAGCAGUACAAUGAGAUUGAAAUUCCAAAUGAGGAAAAUGUGGUCAUUUACUAUAAAAUCAGACAACAGCUGGCUAAGCUGGGUAAAGAAAUAGAAGAGUACGUUCACAAGCCAAAGUACUGCUUGCCAUUUUUACAGCCAGGGAGGCUGGUAAAAGUGAAAAAUGAAGAUGAUGACUUUGGCUGGGGCGUGGUGGUGAACUUCUCCAAGAAAUCAAAUGUGAAGCCUAACACUGGUGAGCUGGACCCACUCUAUGUUGCUGAAGUCCUCCUGCAUUGUAGCAAAGAAAGCUUAAAAAAUUCCGCAACUGAAGCUGCAAAACCAGCAAAACCCGAUGAAAAAGGGGAGAUGCAGGUUGUUCCUGUUUUGGUGCAUCUUCUGUCAGCAAUCAGCAGUGUUCGCCUGUAUAUACCCAAAGACCUGAGGCCUCUUGAUAACAGGCAGAGCGUACUGAAGUCAAUACAGGAAGUGCAGAAACGGUUCCCUGAUGGCGUUCCUUUGCUGGAUCCUAUUGAUGACAUGGGCAUUAAAGAUCCGGGUCUGAAGAAAGUAAUCCAAAAAAUAGAAGCGUUUGAGCACAGGAUGUAUUCUCACCCACUUCACAAUGAUUCUAAUUUGGAAACUGUGUACAAACUUUGUGAAAGAAAAGCACAGAUUGCUGUAGACAUUAAAGCAGCAAAACGAGAACUGAAGAAAGCCAGGACUGUUUUACAAAUGGAUGAGCUCAAGUGUCGUAAACGUGUUUUGAGAAGAUUGGGUUUUGCAACCUCCUCGGACGUCAUAGAAAUGAAAGGACGAGUUGCUUGUGAAAUCAGCAGUGCUGAUGAGCUGUUGCUGACGGAAAUGAUGUUCAAUGGACUUUUCAAUGACUUAUCUGCGGAACAAGCAACUGCUUUACUAAGCUGCUUUGUCUUUCAAGAAAAUUCUAGUGAAAUGCCCAAACUAACAGAACAGUUGGCAGGCCCCCUUCGCCAAAUGCAGGAAUGUGCAAAAAGAAUCGCUAAAGUGUCAGCAGAAGCUAAAUUGGAAAUUGACGAGGAAAACUACCUGAAUUCGUUUAGGCCGAACUUGAUGGAUGUCGUGCACACGUGGGCCAAUGGAGCAACGUUUGCUCACAUAUGCAAAAUGACAGAUGUCUUUGAAGGGAGCAUAAUACGCUGUAUGAGGCGGCUAGAAGAAUUGCUUCGACAGAUGUGUCAAGCAGCAAAGGCCAUUGGAAACACAGAACUGGAAAACAAAUUUGCAGAAGGCAUUACCAAAAUCAAGAGAGAUAUUGUAUUUGCUGCAAGUCUUUACCUAUAAGUAUUGUCCAGACACGGAGUGUGAACAUCACUAAUUAUUCUUCAGAGGCAGAAGUGUAAAGUUAACGACAGAAUCUGCCUAUCCUUCCCAAGCAGGAGAGAUGUUUAACAUUCUUGUAUGUAUUUCACCAUAAGCCUCAUGCUAGCAAGCAUAUUACAUACCAUUGCUGUUUGUACAUAAGUGUUACCACAUUAUUUUAAUUAAAAAAAACAGCCAGAAUACUGUGUGUUUACAGCAAAAGCUUGAACCAAUAGAGAUUUAAAGUUUAGAUACCUAAGUGUUAACUAUAUACAUGUAAAGUGAGCAUCCAAGAAGUAUAGCAGCAGCAGUCCCUUCAAGAGGCAUUUAAUUUAUUUUUUACAUAGGUCAGAAACGCUUGACAUUUUCUUUUUAUAGAAGGGGAGAUUCCACAGGGUAAUAGCUGUUGACUUUAUCAUGGCUGGUGAUUACUGCCAUAGUGAUUUCCACUGGUAGGUGUCUCGUGUAAGGUUGUGUGUGAAUCUUCCUCCUCCUUCUGUUUAAAUGGACGACCUCUGUCUUUGAAGAAAUCAGAUACAUACACAGCCUGGAUAAACAAAUGGAACACAUUAGGCAGUGAGACAGCUGUCAGAGAGAGACAGUACAACAAAAUGAUUAUUUAAAUAUGCCUAAUAGGUCCGGGCAGUAUACCAAUAAAUUGUCUGAAACUGGUAUGGCAAUCAGAUUGCCAUACCGGUUUCAGACAUUUUGAGCUGGCAAUACAUUGUGGUUGUUGAGGAGCUGAAGGCAACAGCACAAUGGUAGAUUCACCUGGUGGUAUAUCACAGGUGAAGCAGCCACUGCUGCUGAGUCCCUCUGCCACCAUACAGCAGAUAGUGGGGUGGACUACCUCUUGCCAAGGAAAGUGUUCACAGGGCUGCCUUAGCACAGAUGGAGCCAAGGCUCCUUCCUCCACACGCCAGGCGUUGGAGGAGGAAACAGUUUUUCCUGCCCAACGCUGACAGGAAGAGGCAGAAGCUGCACACCGUGACAAUAAUCAUCUCCAUGGCCAGUAAUUGCCUUCUUCCUCCCUGCCUCCUUUCCAGCAUCAUAACAUCCCACCGUAUCAGGAAGUUUAGUUGAUGGUAUAUUACGAUGUUGGAAAACAGGUAUCGACUAGCUCAAAUUGCCUGCUUUUCAGACAGAGAGGUAGACAGAGUUUGAGAAGGUGAUUGCCUGCAACCUCACACUUCAUCUGCAGGGCUGCCUCUGGUUCACGUGAGCCGGAGGGUGGGUACUUAAUCAGCUGAGGGGUGGGAGGGAAAGGGAAGUGGGGUAAGUGCCAAUAAUCUAUGCGUGCUAGUCCCAAUUGGAAAGGUUUUCAUUUUUGUAAAUAGUUUUGGGAAGAGAGAUGUACCCUAACCCACCCAUACAGCAUGGUUUUUAAAGGAGGAGUGAAAAAAGAAAAGUUGACACUGGGAGUAGUGAAUAUACUACUACCUUUUCCCCAUCUCACCACUGUCCCAUGGAAACUACAGGAAGGCAACCCUGAACUCGUCAGGAGUGUGUAGGCAUCCUCCCUCCACCCCAUUUCAUCAUUAAGUCUCAGCAAAAGUAGUUUUCCCAGAAAGCUAUAUUGAUCAAAUGGCAGAGUAACUUUGCAUGGACUUACAAUUAGUAUAGCUACCAGUGCUCCCUGGAUAAGUCCGGUCAACACAUCACUCCAAUGAUGUUUGUAAUCAGAAACACGGGAGAGGCCCACGUAGAUGGAUGCUGCAAUAAGACCGAACUGAGCUGUAGGACGCACAAGUCUUGCCCAAUCACCUUUCAUUCUGGCCUGAAGAUAAAGCUAAAACCAAAAGGACAAAAGUUUAGAAGUCCAGAAGUCUAGAUAGUUAACAGGGUGGGUAGAAAUAGGAUGGGUCUAUUUUUAAUACUGUAGUUAUAACUUGAUAUUCUGUUGAUUUGCUAGGGACAACGUUAAGUGCAAUACUUUUGUACCAUAAUGAACAUUGUGCUGUGUUGUGGCCUAAUUUUACACAUGCCCUUUCUAUUGAGCUUGCAAAUUGGUUCAUACUGUGUACUGCAUAUUAUCCACCUUUUGAUUCAAGCUGCACAAUGUUUCAUAAUAUGUGAGGCAUAUUCUCCUUAAUUAGCAGCUAUAGCACUUAAGGAACUAUUCAUUACUUCAAUAGUAGCUGUGAGUAGGGUGAUCCUUGCUUAACACAAGCAGGUAUUCAAAUGCCUAGAUGGGAAAUAAUUUGUAUACUUUCCCUUCAAUAAAAAUGUUCAAGGUGGCUUACAAAUAAAAAUACAGUGGUACCUCGGUUUAAAAACACAAUUGGUUCCAGAAAUCUGUACUUAAAUCUGUACCUGAAGCGUACUUAACCUGAAUCGAACUUUCCCAUUGAAAGUAAUGGAAAGUGGAUUAAUCAGUUCCAGAUCGGUCCGCGGAGUACUUAAACUGAAAGUACUCAAACUGAAGCGUACUUAAACCGAGGUAUGACUGUACAAAGUAAAAUACAGAAUAAAAUGCACAGCCAGAACCCCCAGCAUAAAACCAUACAGGUGAAAUGAAGUUAAAAGGCUUGGAAAAAUAAAAAAGUUAUUUGUCUACUGCCAAAGUGGUAGAGUUGGUACAAGCUGAUGCUCUCUCCAGGGAAAAUUCCACAACCACAGUGCCUCCACUGAGAAGUCCUCUCAGAGGACAUAUGAAGGACACCACACUGAUAAUACCUGCAGAACUACACCCUGGAUUCAACUGAUCAAUUCCUCCUUGCCUGAUGUUAUGAGCCACAAUAUUGACAGGAGCCAGCACUUACCCAAGUACCUUAUCUAUUGCCUCAUGCUGCAGAAACGCAUAAUAAAACAAAUCCAUGAAACCAGACUAGAUCAAUCUUUGGAUAAUCCACAGACUGACUUGUAACAAAGGCAUAACCUUUUAUAAAAGAGGCAGUAACUGGACUUAAUGGGAUGCAGGUUGUGGCUAGCACUCCCAUAGACUUCAACCAUUCCUUGUACCUGUUAGAACCAUUAUGGUUGGAUAAAUGAAUAUAUACACAGAGCAUGCUCUAUGUGAGUAGUAGGUGCUACUUUCCAAAGUUAAAUAUUUGGGGAAUGCCUAAUUGGUUUUUCAAAGCAGCUAUUACAUCAUAGUUUUGGUAUCCAAAUCUUUCAUUCUGCUGGUUAAAAAAAAAGCUGAAGUUUAAAGCUGCAUGGAGCAGUGUUUAGAAAACCAGAUAAAGGUUUUUCCACACACCAAAGUUGUACUCCAGCUAUGUUUUGUUGACAGAAAACUGAAGUUUCUAAGACAGUCUGCAGGCAUAUUUUUCAAAAAUGUAUACAUGUGUUCACUAUCAACAGCAAAGGUAGGUAAUUCCUGCUGCUGCUGAAGUCCAACAUAGCAAAAUUACACAGUACAUUUUCAAGGCUAAUACUGUGUUUCCUCAAGGCUUGUUUUUGAGACUAACUUCUACAGCAAUGUAAAUCAUUUAGUCCCAGUGAGAACUUGAGACAGCAGUCAUGCUGGUGGUCUAAAAAGAGCAGGCUGGCAAUACAGAGCUGGCAUACUUCCUUCUUUCCAGCUUAGGAAUUCCACUGAAGACAUUGAAAAAUGCAUUCCUUUGCUAAUAAGGUUUUUCCACACGCAAGCAAUUGCUGUAGUUGGCAGAGGGACAUUACACACAUGAGAGGGAAGGUGGUAUAUGUGGUUUUGAGUGGGAGAGAAGGUGGGACCUAAGACAGUCCCUUAGAAGAUUGUGGUCCAUAAGCAAAGAGAUUUGAGGGCCUGGGACACAAAUCUAGGUGGUAGGAUUUUGUGCUAUUUGCCAAGCUGUCAAAACUGACCUGAUGAUUAAAAUGCUGUCCCCAGAACAGAAAUGUAUCUACAAAACUAGG